Molecule: messenger RNA, 2390 nt
Organism: Ipomoea triloba (trilobed morning glory)
Lineage: Eukaryota; Viridiplantae; Streptophyta; Magnoliopsida; Solanales; Convolvulaceae
Product: cellulose synthase-like protein E6
Exons: 8
Coding region: 26-2230 (734 amino acids)
Biological process (GO): plant-type primary cell wall biogenesis; cellulose biosynthetic process
Cellular component (GO): trans-Golgi network; plasma membrane
Molecular function (GO): cellulose synthase (UDP-forming) activity; mannan synthase activity
Source: RefSeq, a predicted model, not a curated record
ACAACUCUAGUGGAGCAAAGAAGAGAUGGGUGGGGAAGAAGAAAAGCAGAGUGUUGAGCUUCCACUGUUUGAGACAAAAGCAAGGAAGGGAAAUACUGUUUACAAGCUGUUUUCACUAACAGUUUUCUUGGCUAUCUGUUCCAUAUGGUUUUACAGGUUUACACAUAUCCCAACAACAGGGAGAUGGGCAUGGAUUGGAAUGUUCAUUUCCGAGGUUUUGUUUGGUAUUUAUUGGAUCUUUACUCAGUCUGCUCGCUGGGAUGUUGCCUACACUUUCACCUUCAAAGAAAGACUAUCCCUCAGAUACGAGGAGGAGUUGCCGGGGGUGGACGUUUUCGUGUGCACAGCAGAUCCCAUUUUGGAGCCGCCAACGUUGGUGAUUAACACUGUCUUAUCAGUGUUGUCGUACAAUUACCCCCCUCACAAGUUAAGUGUUUACCUCUCAGAUGAUGGAGGGUCAGAGUUUACGUUCUAUGCUCUUUUGGAAGCCUCUAAAUUCUCUAAGUAUUGGAUACCCUUCUGCAAGAAGUUUAAGGUGGAACCAAGAUCCCCAGAAGUAUACUUCUCUAAAAACAUUGAUGGACACGACCAAAUGUUUGCAGAAGAAUGGUCCAAUACUAAGAAAUUAUAUGAAGAAAUGAGAAACAGGAUUGAGGUAGCCAUGGAAAGUGGGAGAAUUUCAGAUGAAAUAAGGAACCAACACAAAGGGUUCUCAGAAUGGAAUUCCAAAACUACAAAACAGGACCAUCAGUCAAUUGUUAAGAUUUUAAUUGAUGGGAGGAACAGCAAAGCUGUGGAUGCAUAUGGGAAUCAAUUACCAACCCUUGUCUAUCUGUCGCGAGAGAAGAAGCCCGGAAAACCACAUAACUUCAAGGCUGGAUCAAUGAAUGCAUUGAUAAGAGUGUCUGCAGAAGUUAGUAACGCGCCUAUCAUCCUCAACUUGGACUGUGACAUGUACUCAAACAACGCAGAUGCAAUAAGAGAGGCGUUGUGCUUUUUCAUGGAUGAAAAACGAGGGCACGAGAUAUCGUUUGUGCAGCAUCCACAGCGCUAUGCUAAUAUUACCAAGAAUGAUUUGUAUGGAAAUGUAGCCCGCGCAACCCAUGAAAUUGAGCUUGCAUGUUUGGGUAGUAAUGGAGCCGCUUUGUUCUGUGGCACUGGAUGCUUUCACAGAAGGGCAAGCCUUUGUGGAAAGGAGUACUUUAAAGAGCACAAAUAUGGAUUGAAUGGUGGACAGGAAAAGAUGAAUGAUGGGAGCAUUGAAGAGCUGGAAGAAGCAUCAAAAGUUGUUGCAAAUUGCAGCUAUGAAGAGGGUACUCAAUGGGGAAAAGGGAUGGGGCUAGUGUAUGGAUGUCCAGUGGAAGAUAUAAUCACAGGUUUAACUAUCCAGUGCAGGGGAUGGAAAUCUGUGUACUAUAAUCCUAAAAGAUAUGCCUUUUUGGGUGUUGUUCCAACAACAUUGGAAGUUGCUCUUGUUCAACAUAAGAGAUGGUCUGAAGGCAUGUUUCAGAUUUUCUUCUCCAAGUAUAACCCCUUCACAUAUGGGUAUAGAAAAAUAAAAUUGGCUGCUCAAAUGGGAUACUGCAUUUACCUCCUCUGGGCUCCAAUCUCCAUUCCUACACUCUGCUAUGUGAUUCUCCCUUCCCUUUGCUUGCUUCAUAACAUCUCCUUAUUUCCAAAGGUAACGAGCCUUUGGUUCCUGACUUUUGCAUACGUUUACGCAGCCAGGAAUGGGUAUGGAUUAGCAGAAGCGUUGAGUAGCGGGGAGACAGUGAAGUCAUGGUGGAACCUGCAAAGAAUGUGGAUGAUUCGGAGGACGACAGCAUACUUCUUUGCAUUCUUUGAUACAGUUAGCAGACAGUUAGGAUUCUCAGAAACUGCAUUAUUCACUGUCACAGGUAAGGUAAUGGACAGCGAUGUUGAGAAGAGAUACCAGCAGGAAAUCAUGGAAUUCGGGAGCUCAUCAUCCCUCAUGUUCACCAUUACAUCCACGCUUGCAUUGCUGAACCUGUUGAGUUUCAUUUGGGGAGCCAUGAAACUGGGGUUCGCCCCGGAAUUCCUCCCACAGGUGAGUCUGAGUGGGGUGAUAGUGAUGGUGAAUAUGCCUGUUUAUGAAGCACUUUUCAUCCGGAAAGACAGUGGAAGCUUGCCAUCAUCGGUUCUUAUAAGGUCUCUACUCGCGCUGUCUGUUGUUUGUUUGAUGCCUGCCUUCUUCCCAGGCAACGCAUAAUGAAUUGUAAGACUGUUUCCUUGAAUUUCAACUGUGUCUACUGUAAUAUUCGAAAGCUUAAAUAAACAGCAUUGCUUUCUAAUUGUUUCCCAAGUCUCUGCACAUACAAAUCUUCAAACGUUGUCAGCAUAACACGAGGAGAAAUUUUCCUCUUUUAUUA